Molecule: messenger RNA, 2004 nt
Organism: Acanthamoeba castellanii str. Neff
Lineage: Eukaryota; Discosea; Longamoebia; Acanthamoebidae
Product: SH3 domain containing protein
Exons: 19
Coding region: 1-2004 (667 amino acids)
Biological process (GO): tRNA methylation
Cellular component (GO): cytosol
Molecular function (GO): protein binding
Source: RefSeq, a predicted model, not a curated record
AUGGCCGCCACCACGACUCCUUUGACGAUCGCACAAGGAGGGCGGCUCUACGGCAAGCUGUCGUCGUGGGAUGCCUACGCGCCCGUGAGUACGGCGGCGCUGGUGCUGACCCUCGCCUCCACGGUGCUCGCCGCCUUCCCCUCGCCCCUGCCCGGCUUCUCCGACGACCCGGCCAAGGUGGCCUCGCUCAUGCGCUGGGCGCUCUGGAUGAUGAACUCGCCGCCCCGCACCCGGGAGACGGAUACCGAGCUGUCUGUCGCAGCGCCGUCGCAGUUCUUCUUCAGCGAAACGAUCAGUCAGCUGGAGCGCCACAUCGCGUGCGCGUCGGUGGACCACCUGGUGGGCGCGUCGCAGCGCACGCCCAUCCACGGCCCGGCUGCUGGCCAUCCGCUACACAUGAUCCAGGACGUCAACUUCAAGACCCUCAAGGCCACCAACGUCGACGCUUCGACCGACGGUGGUGGAUCGAAGCAGAUCGCCGACUGGCGGCGCCUCCUGCUCGGCCGCCUGCUGGCCUGCCUGACCCGCAAGGCCACCAACCUCGUGCUGCCCAUCACGUGUCCGCGAGCAUCAGCCCCCGAGGGCCUCACCUCCGCCCAGACCAUCCCCGAGGAGUAUGAGUACCUGGCGGUCUGCGCAUGGCUCUCCAUCAAGGAGGUGGGCCUCCUGCUCGGCUCCCUCGUCAACGCCGUGCCCGUGCCCUCGCCCAAUCAGAAAAGAGGUAGGUGGGUGAUGGCCGAGAAGGGCAUCAAGGAGGCCGGCGACCUGUGCAUGCACAUCAUGCUGUCCUCGCGCCACAGGGGCGCCCUGGAGAAGUCUGUGCCUUCGCUGGUGCCUCCGGCACAUAUGGCCACCAAGUCUGCCGGUGAGUGGGGCAUCCUCAUCGAAACCGAAGUAGCAAAGAUCAAGAGGAUGAAGAUGAGCGUGUUCCGCUCGGUGAAGCUGGAGACGUCGGAUCUGGACUUACCCGACGAGUGCGUAGUGGGCAUCGGCAUCCCCGGGCUGUCAAUCUACGAUCCCGUCUCCCACCUCUUAGGCAAAAACUGCGGCGCGUUCCCUACUGGGACGUGUACGAGAUCAGCUUCACCCGUCAAUUCCUGCACCCUCACCACCACGGCCGAAACGGGGGCGAUCAAAUUCCUCACCCUGGAGGGAGUCGAAAUGGCCAGCAUCAUGGAAGACUACAUGUUCUGGCUGCGAGAGGAUUCUUGGGACCGGAGCCUUCUUUCGUUCCACAAGGGCGAGAUCGUCACCAUCAUUUCCAGGGAUGCCUCCGGAUGGUGGAAGGGCAAAAUCGAAGACAAGGUCGGCCAGUUCCCCAAGGACAACGUGGAGGUCCUCAUUCUCAAACCGGGCAGCACCGGCAAGGACUACGCCGAGUCGCCGCGCGCGCCAUCCCUGAAACAGCGGCUCAUGAACGGAGGACUGGCCAGCAGCGACGAAAGCGAACAAAGCGGCGGUGUGGCCAAGCCCACGGAGAUGAAGGGAGUGGCGCGCAUGAACAGCCGGGCCUACUAUCAGCAGUUGAACUCGAGCGGCGGCCUGGCCGACACCGACACCCGCACCGUCUACGCGCCGUCGAGCAACGUCAAGCGCUACCCGCUCGCCGAGUACGCGACCAAGCACUUCAACAUCGAGGAGCGCACCAAGGAGGAGAAGAUCAACCCCACGCCGGGCAUGACGGCCGCCGACGUCCUGACCACCUACUCCGACAGCCCGCUCAAGUGCCCGCUCCACAAGGGGCUCGACGAGGCGUCGGUCAAGAUCGUGAUUGACAUCUCCCAGCUCCAGUUCCGGCUGCUCGAGCGGAAGCGGGCACAGGAGCACCAGAGGACCGCAGCCAGCGCCGUCCUCUUCAGGAACGGCAAGUUCGGCCACGAAGGGAAGAAGGCCAAGAAGAAGCGGACGCUGGUGCCCGAGUUCGAGGUCCUCGGGUGGCGGUCCUCGGAUGGCGGUCCUCGGAUGGCGGUCCUCAAGCGCGAGCGACCUGCCGUUGAGAGAUAG